AUGGCAUCCACAGGAGCUCUCCCUCAAACCCUCAAAUCCAUCACAGCGACCAAGAUCUCCGAACUCUCAAAACAACGAGUUCUGUUUGACCAGAGAAAAGAAGAGAUCCUCAUCACCUCCAAAGCUGCACCUGACCUGUACACCCGAGUUCGCAUCCUAGUAGAUGGACUUUCACGCCUAAAGGGGUAUCCCAAAAAUGCCUUGGAUAAAUGCGACUCAGACUUGGGCGACUCCUCCGCCUAUGACUCAGACGACGAACAAGACGUUACAUCCCCAGGCAUGGGCCAGCUAUUCCAAGCCGAUCACACAAACAUUCGCCGUUUCCUCUUCCAAGGUCGCUACGAUGCCUCGAUAUCUGACGUCACCUUGCAUGAGUGGAUCACUCUGCUAGAAAAAGACUUGCGCUUCCUCGAGCUUAAGCAUGAGCAUGCCGAUUUUUACAGCAGACUCGUUACAGAGUGGUUGUCUAACCUGGAAGAUACUGCAAAUGAGAAUGAUGAGUCCACAAAGUCCGACCCCGCGUUUGAGAAUGUGGGCCGUGCAGAGAUGCAUGAGCAGCGCGCCACGUGGGAGAAGUUGGUCUUUAAUGAUGCAAAUGACGUGGACGACAAAACCAUCGAAUCGUACCUUGAUGAUCUGUUCAAGGAGACAAAGCUUUCACGCGAGGCGUUGAAGCAGUUCCGUGAGGGUAUGAAGGAAUUUGGAUCGAAUCUAGCGACUAAAGGAGACUGGCUUGAUACCAAAGAGCUUGAAUGGGUCUCCAAAGCAUUGAUUAAGACCGACCUACUGAGUGAUGAGAAGUCAGCCAUCCUCAAAGAAUUCAUGCGAAACAAGGAAGUUCUUCAGGAGGUCGCCGACGUACUCAAUAUGCGCCUUGCUUCCUUGGAAAACUGGUCAUGGGGCGAAGAUGCGAUCCCCGUUGAGAUGCGUCGCCAACUCAAUGGCAAAUACCGAGUUUUCAUGGACGAAGAUCUACUUGACAGCUUGCUGCUUCAGUAUCUCGGAACAAGAUGGGCUAUUAAAUUUCAGCGACAAGCUGUGAGAUUCUUUGCCCACUUUUCCGGGGAUCCUAUUCAUGCAAACAUCAGUGAAGAACUGAAAGAAAGACGCAAAUAUUUCCUUGGAAGCUCUGGUGAUAAUCAGCGAUUUAGUAUUAAUGACCACAGAAAGAAUCUCUACAAGAGUGACUACUUUAUGAGUCAACUGCCUGAUUCAACUACGGAUGGAGCACGAAGCUACGACGAUGACUCGAAACUCAAGAAUGCACUCGAAAAAAAGCAUUCACUUCUUCACCUGCUAAUCACUGAAUCUAUUAUCCAGAAGGAGCUUCAUGGGGAAUUCACCGCCGUACGAUCUGACUAUCAGUGGUUUGGACCUGCAUUGUCCCAUACCACUAUUCUCACCGUGCUGAAAUACUUCGGUGUUUCUAAGCAAUGGCUUACCUUCUUUAAAAAGUUCCUGGAAGCUCCUAUGAAAUUCACGCAGGAUGGCUCCAAUGCUUCGACACGGGUCCGGACGUGCGGUGUUCCUAUGAGCCACACGCUUUCCGAUGUAUUUGGCGAGUCUGUUCUCUUCUGCAUGGACUAUGCUGUCAACAAAAAGACGAACGGUGGCUUUUUGUACCGCCUUCAUGACGACUUCUGGUUCUGGGGCAGAGAGGACACCUGUGAGAUCGCUUGGCUCUCCAUGGUUGAGUUUGCGAAGGUUAUGGGCUUGACGUUCAAUACAGAGAAGACCGGAUCAGUCCACAUGUCAACCCAGUACGAUGGGGAAAGCCAAGUCCUCCCGAAAGGCGAUAUCCGCUGGGGAUUCUUGGUUCUCGAUGCGAAGCAGGGGAGAUUCGUCAUUGAUCAAAAGUCAGUCGACCUGCAUAUCAAAGAACUAGAUGUUCAACUGAAGUCCUGCAAGAGUGUCUUCCAAUGGGUCCAGGCCUGGAAUGGCUACUUCGGCCGGUUUUUCGCCAACAAUUUUGCUAAACCGGCCAUGUGCUUCGGAAGAGACCACAUCGACAUGGCAGUUGAGACACUCAGUCGUAUUGAACGCACUCUCUUUUCUGAAUCAAGCGCAUCUUCCACUUCAGUCAAUGUCACUGGCUACCUUCGAGCAGUGAUUGCAGAACGUUUCAACAUCCAUGAUCUGCCCGAAGGAUUCUUCUACUACCCUGUGGAAUUGGGUGGUCUCGGACUCCUGAACCCAUUUGUCCGCCUCCUCGCCAUGCGCGAGAACAUCAAGCAAAACCCUCGGAAGCGACUUGAGAGAGCCUCUCUAGAAGACGAGCGAGCUUACAAUAAUGCCAAAGACAAAUUCGAGCGGGACGGUCCUACCACAAGCAUUACCCUGAAGGAAUCAGAUGGCACUCCUCCCCCCUUCAUGUCUCUGGAAGAGUAUUGCAAGUACCCAGAAGUCUGGAGUAGGUACCUGACCGGUGCCUACGAGAAUCUUCUCCAGGUUCCUGAGGAAAAGGGCGUUUCUCCUAGUGGAAGUUUCCUCAAGAAUCAGACUGGAUUGAAGGGAUCUACUCGGCAGUCGGAGAAGAAGGGUGAUAUUUCGGCUGACUGGAGCAAGAUGACGCCUUAUUGGCGAUGGGUUGCUGAAAUGUAUCAUUCUGAGAUGGUGGGGACUUAUGGAAGCUUGGCGGCUGUUAAUCGGGAGUUUAUGCCGUUGGGAGUUGUGAAGACUCUCAAGGAGGGUCGUUUCCGGUGGAGAGGUUGA
Messenger RNA from Penicillium angulare, 2712 nucleotides. RefSeq lists its product as uncharacterized. The transcript has a single exon. The coding region runs from base 1 to 2712 and encodes 903 amino acids. Lineage: Eukaryota; Fungi; Ascomycota; Eurotiomycetes; Eurotiales; Aspergillaceae. The record is from RefSeq and is a predicted model, not a curated record.